AUCUUUCGCCCCCGGAAGGGCAGCGGCGGGCGCCUGUGUGGAAGGUGGGGUGGCCAGAGACACCCGAGGGACCUGAGCUGGAUCGCCAUACCUACCCUGUGGUCCUCAUCUUCCUGUCCUCAUAGCUCCUCCUCUCCAAGCAUGUCUUCCCCGUUGCAAAGAGCUAUGGGAGAUACCAAGAGGGCCUUGUCUGCAUCUUCUAGUUCCUCUGCCAGUCUACCCUUUGAUGACAGGGACUCAAACCAUACCUCAGAGGGGUACAUAUUACUCUCCCGUUUAUGGAUGAAUGAUAGAUGACUUCCUGAGCCAUGAUUAUCUUUCUCUACAAAGAGCAGUGAUCUCGCUACCUGCUAAGAAUGGCGACUCUUUGUUAGCUGAUGAAGACACUGACUUUGAAGACAGCUUGAAUCGCAAUGUGAAGAAGAGAGCAGCAAAACGACCACCGAAAACAACACCGGUGGCAAAACAUCCAAAGAAAGGGUCCCGAGUGGUACAUCGUUAUAGCCGGAAACAGUCAGAGCCACCAGCCAAUGAUCUUUUCAAUGCUGUGAAAGCCGCCAAAAGUGACAUGCAGUCUUUGGUAGAUGAGUGGCUGGAUAGCUACAAGCAAGACCAGGAUGCAGGAUUUCUGGAGCUUGUUAACUUUUUCAUCCAAUCUUGCGGAUGUAAAGGCAUUGUGACCCCCGAGAUGUUCAAGAAGAUGUCCAACUCAGAGAUCAUCCAGCACCUAACAGAGCAGUUUAAUGAGGUGGAAGAAGAUGACCAGGAUCCUCUUACCCCUCUUAUUUCAAAACACAAUGCCUAUUAUCCCCUUCUUUUUGAUUCUGUGAAAUAGGGUAGCUUUUAGAAGGAGGAAUUCAGUCUCUUGGGGGUAAAAGAGAUCUGAAUAUGCCUCUCAAAUUGGGGAGAAUACCAGGAAAUGAGGACUCGGGGGACUACCCUCUCAUAGCUCCAGGUCCAUCCUGGAAGAAGUUCCAGGGCAGCUUCUGUGAAUUUGUGAGGACAUUGGUCUGUCAGUGCCAGUACAGCCUCCUCUAUGAUGGCUUCCCUAUGGACAACCUCAUCUCCCUGCUCACUGGCCUCUCAGACUCACAAGUCCGCGCCUUCCGUCACACUAGCACCCUGGCUGCUAUGAAACUGAUGACCUCCCUGGUAAAAGUUGCCCUCCAACUGAGUGUGCACCAAGAUAACAAUCAGCGUCAGUAUGAGGCUGAAAGAAACAAGGGGCCAGGGCAGAGGGCACCUGAGCGGCUGGAGAGCCUGUUGGAGAAACGCAAAGAGCUCCAAGAGCAUCAAGAGGAGAUUGAGGGGAUGAUGAAUGCCCUCUUCAGGGGUGUCUUUGUUCAUCGGUACAGGGAUGUCCUUCCUGAGAUCCGUGCUAUCUGCAUUGAGGAAAUUGGGUGUUGGAUGCAAAGCUACAGCACGUCUUUCCUCACCGACAGCUAUUUAAAAUAUAUUGGUUGGACUCUGCAUGAUAAGCACCGAGAAGUCCGCCUGAAGUGUGUGAAGGCCCUGAAAGGGCUGUACGGUAACCGGGACCUGACCACACGCCUGGAGCUCUUCACCAGCCGCUUCAAGGACCGGAUGGUUUCCAUGGUCAUGGACAGAGAGUAUGAUGUGGCAGUGGAGGCUGUCAGAUUACUGAUACUUAUCCUUAAGAACAUGGAAGGGGUGCUGACGGACGCGGACUGUGAGAGCGUCUACCCCGUUGUGUAUGCCUCUCAUCGAGGCCUGGCCUCUGCCGCAGGCGAAUUUCUGUACUGGAAACUCUUCUACCCUGAGUGCGAGAUAAGAAUGAUGGGUGGAAGAGAGCAACGCCAGAGCCCAGGCGCCCAGAGGACUUUCUUCCAGCUUCUGCUGUCCUUCUUUGUGGAGAGCGAGCUCCAUGACCACGCUGCUUACUUAGUAGACAGUCUGUGGGACUGUGCAGGGGCUCGGCUGAAGGACUGGGAGGGUCUGACAAGCCUGCUGCUGGAGAAGGACCAGAACCUGGGUGAUGUGCAGGAGAGCACACUGAUAGAAAUCCUUGUGUCCAGUGCCCGGCAAGCUUCAGAGGGGCACCCGCCUGUGGGCCGGGUCACUGGGAGGAAGGGCUUAACCUCUAAGGAGCGCAAGACCCAAGCCGAUGACAGGGUGAAGUUGACUGAGCACCUCAUCCCCCUGCUGCCCCAGCUCCUGGCCAAGUUCUCAGCUGAUGCAGAGAAGGUCACUCCCCUGCUCCAGCUUCUCAGCUGCUUUGACCUCCACAUCUACUGCACUGGGCGCUUGGAGAAGCACCUGGAGCUGUUCCUGCAGCAACUCCAGGAGGUGGUGGUGAAGCAUGCAGAGCCAGCGGUGCUUGAGGCUGGGGCGCAUGCCCUCUACCUGCUCUGUAAUCCCGAAUUCACUUUCUUCAGCCGGGCGGACUUUGCCCGCAGCCAGCUAGUAGAUUUGCUGACUGACCGCUUCCAGCAGGAGCUUGAAGAGCUGUUACAGUCGUCCUUCCUAGAUGAGGAUGAGGUAUAUAAUCUGGCAGCCACUCUGAAACGCCUCUCUGCCUUCUACAACGCUCAUGACCUGACUCGCUGGGAGCUCUAUGAGCCAUGUUGCCAACUCCUGCAGAAGGCUGUGGACACAGGAGAGGUUCCUCACCAGGUUAUCCUGCCAGCCUUGACUCUUGUCUAUUUUUCCAUUCUCUGGACACUAACCCACAUUUCUAAAUCAGAUGCUUCCCAGGUGAGUGUGGGUCUCUUAGAUGGGAUAAUGGGAACAGAGGAGUCUGUGUCUUCAUUCUUCCCCUUCAAGCCACUGUGCCCACAGAAGCAGCUGUCGAGUUUGAGGGACAGAAUGGUGGCCUUCUGUGAACUCUGCCAGAGUUGCCUCUCAGAUGUGGAUACUGAGAUCCAGGAGCAGGCUUUUGUCUUAUUAAGUGAUCUACUUCUCAUCUUUAGCCCUCAGAUGAUUGUUGGGGGCCGUGAUUUCCUUAGGCCACUUGUCUUUUUUCCUGAAGCUACUCUCCAGUCUGAGCUAGCCAGCUUCCUCAUGGACCACGUCUUCAUCCAGCCGGGAGACCUGGGCAGUGGUGAUUCCCAGGAGGAUCAUUUACAGAUAGAGCGGCUACACCAGCGGCGCCGCCUCCUAGCCGGGUUCUGCAAGCUGUUGCUUUAUGGGGUGCUGGAGAUGGAUGCAGCCUCAGAUGUUUUCAAACACUACAACAAGUUCUACAAUGACUAUGGUGACAUUAUCAAGGAAACAUUAACUAGAGCAAGGCAGAUUGACCGAAGUCAUUGUUCCCGAAUCCUGCUGCUGAGCCUCAAGCAGCUGUACACAGAACUGCUGCAGGAGCAUGGGCCCCAGGGCCUGAAUGAGCUUCCUGCCUUCAUCGAGAUGAGGGACCUGGCCCGGAGGUUUGCCUUGAGUUUUGGACCCCAGCAGCUGCAGAACCGUGACCUCGUGGUCAUGCUACACAAGGAAGGCAUCAAGUUCUCCUUGUCUGAGCUUCCUCCAGCUGGCUCCUCCAAUCAGCCUCCAAAUCUGGCAUUCCUGGAGCUCCUUUCAGAGUUUUCCCCCCGACUCUUCCAUCAGGACAAGCAGCUUUUACUGUCCUAUCUAGAAAAGUGCCUGCAGCAUGUCUCCCAGGCACCUGGCCGUCCCUGGGGCCCAGUCACCACCUACUGCCACUCCCUCAGCCCUGUGGAGAACACAGCAGAGACCAGCCCUCAGGUCCUCCCCAGCUCCAAGAGGAGGCGCGUUGAAGGGCCUGCCAAGCCUAACAGAGAGGACGUCUCCUCGUCCCAGGAAGAAAGUCUGCAGCUGAACAGCAUCCCGCCCACGCCCACCCUCACCUCCACAGCUGUGAAGAGCAGGCAGCCCCUGUGGGGGUUGAAAGAGAUGGAGGAAGAAGAUGGCUCAGAGUUGGAUUUUGCCCAGGGCAGUCAGCCCGUUGCAGGCACCGAGAGGUCAAGGUUCUUGGGUCCACAAUAUUUCCAGACUCCACACAACCCUUCAGGUCCUGGCCUGGGCAACCAGCUGAUGCGACUCAGCCUUAUGGAAGAGGACGAGGAAGAAGAGUUAGAAAUCCAGGAUGAGUCAAAUGAAGAACGGCAGGAUACAGACAUGCAAGCAAGUAGCUACUGUUCCACCAGUGAGCGCGGGCUGGACCUCUUAGAUUCUACAGAGCUGGAUAUUGAGGAUUUCUGACAGGACUCUGGGCCCCUCCCCAGCUCCACUCCCUACCUCAAGAAUGUGACCAUUUGGAAAAGGCAGAGAAAAGGAGCAAAAUGAAGCAUUCCCCCAGGCUUCAGCCCUGGGCUCUGAGGGGAAAGAGUUGGGCAUUGUUUUUCUAACCUAACCUUUCCCUCUGGGGUAGAGAAGCCGAGAGACCCUGUCCUCCCUAAUGCACUGUGGCCCAGUCCCCUUGCCUUUUUCCUGUUCUGUUUGGAGUGGAGAAGGGCAGCACCUCUGUGUUUAAUGGAAAUAGCCCAUGGUUUUCUGGAUUUUUGGAACAUCUUUCUCAGCCUAUUUUGUGUCCUAAUGAUUCGCUCAAUAAACAUGUUUGAAUCCA
Pan troglodytes (chimpanzee) is the source of this 4543-nucleotide messenger RNA. RefSeq names its product STAG3 cohesin complex component (gene STAG3). Gene Ontology annotation, molecular function: chromatin binding. The transcript has 34 exons. Bases 889 to 4179 code for a protein of 1096 amino acids. The record is from RefSeq and is a predicted model, not a curated record. Gene Ontology annotation, biological process: sister chromatid cohesion; establishment of meiotic sister chromatid cohesion. Gene Ontology annotation, cellular component: nucleus; chromatin; meiotic cohesin complex. Lineage: Eukaryota; Metazoa; Chordata; Mammalia; Primates; Hominidae.